AUGGCCUCCAACCGCACCCGUCGCAUCGCCAAAGAGAUCGCAGACAUCAAGUCGGACCCGCACUCUGGCAUCCGCGUCGACACGCACCGCGAUGACGACCUCACCCACCUGCGCGGCUUCUUCAAGGGCCCGCCCGACACGCCCUACGAGGGCGGCGAGUACUCUGUCGACAUCAAGAUUCCCACCGACUACCCCUUCAGGCCGCCCGUCAUGAAGUUCGAGACCAGGAUCUGGCACCCCAACGUCAGCUCUCAGACUGGCGCCAUAUGUCUCGACACCCUCUCGCAAGCCUGGUCGCCCGUCCUGACCAUCAAAUCCGCCCUCAUAUCGCUGCAAUCGCUGCUCAGCACGCCCGAGCCGAAGGAUCCGCAGGAUGCAGAGGUGGCUGGCAUGCUGAUCAAGCAGCCGGCCGAGUUCGAGCACAAGGCGCGCGAGUGGGCCGUCAAGUUCGCCAACGCGCCGAAGAAGGAGAUAGCCGGCGGGAGCGGCGGCGCCACGCAGGAGACGCUGAAGCGGCGUCGGGAGGAGCAGAAGGUGCAGGAGGAGAAGGCGAAGCUGGCUGCGUACCACGGCUACAACAAGGAUCUCAUCGACCGCUUCGUGGCCAUGGGCUUCGAGGUCGACAGCGUCGUCUCGGCCUUCGAGUACGUCGGCAUCGACAAGAACGACGGCAUGGACUACGAGCUCGAGGAGGCCUACAUGGGCGACAUCACUGCUCGCCUGUUCGGCGAGGCGUGA
Messenger RNA from Lasiodiplodia theobromae, 738 nucleotides. Its product is annotated as Ubiquitin conjugating enzyme protein. Gene Ontology annotation, molecular function: protein binding. Bases 1 to 738 code for a protein of 245 amino acids. The record is from RefSeq and is a predicted model, not a curated record. NCBI's taxonomy places the organism in Eukaryota, Fungi, Ascomycota, Dothideomycetes, Botryosphaeriales, Botryosphaeriaceae. The transcript has 3 exons.